Molecule: messenger RNA, 2706 nt
Organism: Apodemus sylvaticus (European woodmouse)
Lineage: Eukaryota; Metazoa; Chordata; Mammalia; Rodentia; Muridae
Gene: Znf488
Product: zinc finger protein 488
Exons: 2
Coding region: 68-1204 (378 amino acids)
Biological process (GO): regulation of DNA-templated transcription
Cellular component (GO): nucleus
Source: RefSeq, a predicted model, not a curated record
CGCAGCCAAGUUCAACAACGCAAGCACGCUGGAGGACCAGCCGCUGGUACCUCAGCCUGCUUAGCUGAUGCUGCAGGAGAGCCCAGAGACCAGUGGUCCAGCGCAUCCAGUCCAGGAUUCACUGGGGACGUUCCUGUCUCAUAGCUCCUCCUGGUGGAGGGACCAGUCCUUUGGAACCUCAAAGCCCUGUAGACUAAUGGCUGCUGGGACAUCCACCAUGCUUAGCCUAUCAGAGCCUGCUGAUCACAUGGCUGAGGGCAAAGUCGCUUCUCUGAGGCCUUCCGUUGAGAAGAGAUGGACGCUCAUGGGACCCAAGCAGACCCAGCCAGGGAUGCUCAAGAAAUUGAGCCUUGUGGACUCUGCUACUGCUGCAGGAAAGGGUGGGCAAGAUGUGGCCUCUACUGAAGUGUCAGGAGCACCAAACAAGCCUCGACUGGACAGGCCUCUGGCCCGCAAGGCAUGCACAGGGCAGAGGCAGAAUCCCUUCACAGAGUUGUCAUGUCUCCAGGAGAGGCCAGGGGACAUCCAGGCCCAGAUGAGGAAGUCGGAGAACCCAGAAGGACAGCUUGGCACUCAGCAGCUGCCUUUGAGUCUCCUCAGAGCCUCGGGUGAUGGCACAGUGUGCUCAGCAUGGCCAGGUGCAGUCCGGGGUGAACAGAAGAGUGCUUUCAGCAAGCCAGCCAAGCGCCCAGCAGAGAAACCUAAGCGCACCCCUGUGCUUCUGGCUGGGGGGAGUACAGAGGGCUCAUGGGAGCUCUCAGGACUCAUCACUGCUGUGGACAUCCCGUAUUGGGCUCACCUGUCAACUUUCAAGUUCAUGGGUGACUUCUGGAAAUUGCACACGCUGUCACAGAACAUUGUACUCUGCAAUGCUAUCCAGGGGACUCCCACACCGUGGCUGGAGCACACCCAGGUGCAAGCGCCCACAUCCUCAGCCUCUCCUGCCACAGCCUCUCGGGCUCUUUUGCCACCCACACUCUCCUCCCUGGGCGUGUCUACUCAGAACUGGUGUGCGAAGUGCAACCUGGCCUUUCGCCUGACAGCUGACCUGGUCUUCCACAUGCGGUCUCAUCACAAAAGGGAGCAUGUGGGCCCUGAUCCACAUUCUAAGAAACGAAGAGAGGAAGUGCUCACUUGCCCCGUUUGCCACGAGUACUUCCGGGAGCGCCACCACCUGUCCAGGCAUAUGACUUCACAUAGUUAGCAGGUGGCUACGGAGAAAACAGUAGAAUCCAGUGCACGGUGGUGAGGCACGGGUGACUCCCGGCCUGUGCUGAGAAGGUUGUCGUAGACAUCUUCAAGGUUGUUCCUUUUGCUUCUCAGACAUGAACUGCUCAGUUAUAAUUUGUCAGAUGCCCCAGCCUUUGUGAUGUGUUUAAUGCACAAUGUGGAAGGCCAUGCAUUAAAAUGAUGAGCUUCACACGUGGGAUAGUGGAACCCAUGGCUCAGGGAACAGGGCUGCUCCUGGCUCUGUCCCCGGUACUCUGCAAGGAAGCACAUGAGUGUGACAUCUGGGCCUUUGCUGCGAAGCCGUUCGGGUUUUCACUUGUGAGCCCUGACCUCGGUCAGGUUCCUUUACCUUACCGACACUCACUUUUCUUGUUUUGAAAACAGUGUGUUAGCAGGAUGUCAUCAGAGUGCUGAGGAAGAAGUUUGGUUGAUGACCUGCUCAUUUCCCGGUCGAGUGUGAACACUAAGCAUAUGGAUUUCAUAGUCACUGCUUGCACUAGCCGGCUGCGUUACUUGUGAAAUCUCAGGGUGGGUGGGGUGAGCAAACAUUGUGUUUCUCUGCAGCAAGGCUGGGGAUGGCUUGGUGCACGUGGCAUGGGUCCUUUAAGUCUAGGCCCUUCUGCUGCUGGGUCACUGUGCUGGAUAUAGUGAAGCCCAGAGUGCAAAAUACCCGUAAAAUUGGUCACGAACCUAGGUUUCCCUGGGCCAAUGUAAAUGCAGGUCUAAAGUGGCCUAGAGGGAAAGUGGCCUGCCUGAAACCCUAACAAAGAGGUGGGGGCUCGGAAUGCAGUCCCCCAGUUCUCCGGGUCUUCACACUGAGAACGUGUGAGAAGAGAGAAACCGGACACACGCCACUUAUUCUGGAUGAUCUCCAGGUGUCAUCCUUCUCUGUGGCUCUGAGUAGGACAGGGAAAAGCAGCCGGAGGGUACUCGGAACGAGGUCCCCUGGAGGUGCUUCACACCCUGUCCUCUGUAGGACAGAGACAGGGAAUUCUCAUCCAUCCUACUGCAGGCGAAUUUAAACUUGGAAAGGUUAACGACUUUCCCAACGCCAUUUAGUCAGGAGCGUCGGUGGAAGAACAAAAAUCCCACGAAGCUCCGGAUCUGAGCUUAUGUCUUGUCCAGCCGCUGCACGUUGUCUUAGCAUGGCCGUGGAGCGUACUGAGUGACGCAAGAUUUGGAACUUAGAGGUUGCUCUCCUUAAGUUCAAUUUCAACUUAACCUUGCUACUUUACAAGAAGUACACAUGCUCAUUCAUUUGCAUGUGCUUACACACACACACACACACACACACACACACACACACACCACUCUUCUCUUGGGCACUUUCCUCCACCCUGUAUACUAAAUAGCAUAGCGAUUUAUCCUGUUCACUGUGGCUCUCCUCACUAGAAUGAAAGAGAGCUUUGACGUAUUUCCAUCUAGAACAAUACCGACAUACAGUAGGCACUCAACAGGUAUCUGCUGAAAGAAAGA